Messenger RNA from Hyalella azteca, 2870 nucleotides. RefSeq names its product phosphatidylinositol phosphatase PTPRQ. NCBI's taxonomy places the organism in Eukaryota, Metazoa, Arthropoda, Malacostraca, Amphipoda, Hyalellidae. Gene Ontology annotation, molecular function: protein binding. The record is from RefSeq and is a predicted model, not a curated record.
CAAACGGGACAACCACUAUGUCAACCACUACAGAAAGUUCAGCAGAGACAACGGCGACAGUAACAACUGAACAAGGAACCACAACUCCACCACCCUGCGUUAAGCCGACUGCUGUGAAUGAAUUAAAGGUUUUGAACACGUCGAGCUCCAGCAUCACACUAUCAUGGACGGCGCCCGUUGUGUCAUGCGAGAUCCAAAUGUACCGCAUCAACUACACCGGCUACAUUCUCUGGGGAAUCCAAAGCGAAGUGAACGGCCUGACCGACACAAUAAACUCUACAGAACCUAACGUCGAGUAUACGGUGACGGACCUGCAACCUUACGCCUAUUAUAAUUUUUCUGUGGUGUUUGUAACUGAAGCUGGCGAAAGCGAGCCUGCGAGUGUAGACGGGAAAACAGAGCAAGCAGCCCCAAGUGAGCCUCGUAAAGUGACUGCAGUAUCGAACAGCUCUAGAACUAUUCAGGUGUCGUGGACGCCGCCUGAGCAAGAGAACGGCGUGUUGUUGAACUACAGCAUAAGCUGGAUAAAUGAUUUCGAAAACCGUUCUGAGAGCGUAGGAGAUACUGAGUACAUCAUCACCUCUCUCGAACCUUGCGUUGAUUAUUUUAUUAAUGUGAAAGCUCAAACUUCUGCCGGUUACGGACCUCCUGGACACGCAACUGCAACCACACAAACCGACGUUCCUCCUGAGGUUACGGAUCUCAUUGGCACGAAUGUGACGAGCACCAGCAUUGCGCUGUCGUGGUCGAGACCCGACACGGAGUGCGACAUCACAGGCUACAACGUCAGCUACUACGGCGAGAUCUUGUGGGGAGACGGCGGCUGGGAUAAUGAUUCGAGAUCUGUAAACGGGAGCCAGGAAUAUGUCGAGAUUGACGGUCUCACUCCGUACACUCAAUACACGAUCACGGUCGUGGCUUCGACUGAAGCGGGGCCUGGAAUGCCUUCUGAUCUAAUCAUUACCACUGACGAAGCGUAUCCUUCUGAAGUUCGUAACCUGAUGGCAAACUCUACGAGUCCAACAGAGGUAUUUGUAUCGUGGGAGAUCCCUGAGGAAGAGAAUGGAAUUUUGAGCGACUACCUGAUAACUUGGGAUGAUGGAUCAGGAGAUAAUCAAUCAGCUGAAGUCAACACCACAAGCUUCCUCAUUGAAGGCCUCAUCCCUUGCGUCCUAUAUAACAUUACCGUCAAAGCUCAAACUGGAGCAGGCUAUGGGGAGGAGAGCUACAUCGACGCUACGACUGAUUCAGAUGUUCCUCCUGAGGUUACGGAUCUCAUUGGCACGAAUGUGACGAGCACCACCAUUGCGCUGUCGUGGUCGACGCCCGACACGGAGUGCGACAUCACAGGCUACAGCGUCAGCUACUACGGCGAGAUCUUGUGGGGGGACGGCAACUGGGUGAAUGGAUCGAGAUCUGUAAACGGGAGCCAGGAAUAUGUCGAGAUUGUCGGUCUCACUCCGUACACGCAAUACUCGAUCACGGUCGUGGCUUCGACUGAAGCGGGGCCUGGAAUGCCUUCUGAUCUAAUCAUUACCACUGACGAAGCGUAUCCUUCUGAAGUUCGUAACCUGAUGGCAAACUCUACGAAUUCAACAGAGAUAUUUGUAUCGUGGGAGAUCCCUGAGGAAGAGAAUGGAAUUUUGGGCGACUACCUGAUAACUUGGGAUGAUGGAUCAGGAGAUAAUCAAUCAGCUGAAGUCAACACCACAAGCUUCCUCAUUGAAGGCCUCUUCCCUUGUGUCUUAUAUAACAUUACCGUCAAGGCUCAAACUGGAGCAGGCUAUGGGGAGGAGAGCUACAUCGACGCUACGACUGAUUCAGAUGUUCCUCCUGAGGUUACGGAUCUUAUUGACACGAAUGUGACGAGCACCAGCAUUGCGCUGUCGUGGUCGACGCCCGACACGGAGUGCGACAUCACAGGCUACAACGUCAGCUACUACGGCAAGCUCCUGUGGGGGAACGGCAGUUGGGUGAAUGGAUCCUGCUCAGUUAACAGCUCGGAAGAAUCUUAUGUUAUUACCGAUCUCAUCCCGUAUACAGAAUACACGAUCACGGUCGUGGCCUCGACUGCAGUGGGGCCUGGAAAACCUUCUGAACCGCUGGUGACUCGCACUCUGGAAUCGCAUCCUUCUGAAGUUCGUAACCUGAUGGCAAACUCUACGAGUGCAACAGAGAUAUUUGUAUCGUGGGAAGUCCCUGAGGAAGAGAACGGAAUUUUGGGCGACUACCUGAUAACUUGGAGGAAUGAAUCAGGAGAUAACCAAUCAGCUGAAGUCAACGAUACAAGCUUCCUCAUUGGAGGAAUGAUGCAAGAAAUGCAAGAACUCAUAGCUUGCGUUCUCUACGACAUCACAGUCAAAGCUCAAACAGGAGCUGGCUAUGGGGAGGAGAGCUACACCAACGAGACCACGGAAACCGAAGUCCCUCCCGAGGUUACGGAUCUCACUUGCACGAACGCGACGAACACCAGCAUUUCGCUGUCGUGGUCGAGGCCCGCCACCUACUGCGUCAUCACUAACUACAGCGUCAGCUACUACGGCGAGAUCUUGUGGGGGAACCGCAGUUGGGAGAACAGAUCGGUCCCUGUGAACGGUGACGAGGAGUAUGUCGAGAUUGACGGUCUCACGCCGUACACUGAAUACACGAUCACGGUCGUGGCCUGGACAGAAGAGGGGCCAGGAAGUUCUUCUAAACUAGUAAAUAGCACUCAAGAAGCGCAUCCUUCUGAAGUUCGUAACUUGACAGCAAUCUCCUCGGGUCCGAAAGAGGUAUUUGUAUCGUGGGAGGUCCCUGAAGAAGAGAAUGGAAUUUUGGGCGACUACCUGAUAACUUGGGUAAACUUUCAGGGGCUGGGGGAGGAAGGAUGA